Messenger RNA from Ananas comosus (pineapple), 1617 nucleotides. Its product is annotated as probable peptidoglycan endopeptidase LytE. NCBI's taxonomy places the organism in Eukaryota, Viridiplantae, Streptophyta, Magnoliopsida, Poales, Bromeliaceae. The transcript has 3 exons. The record is from RefSeq and is a predicted model, not a curated record. Bases 264 to 1289 code for a protein of 341 amino acids.
CCUCCAUUAACACCUCUCUCUCUCUCUCUCUCUCUCUCUCUCUCUCUCUCUCCUCAUUUUGGGGGUUUCCGACCCCAAAUUCGGAAUCCGACGAAUAAUCGAAAGCAAUCUCCGUCAAAUUCAACUCCGGAUCCACGGAUUUAGGUAUUUGUCUCCAAAAAAUUCCACUUUUUUCCCAAAAAUUCGGAUUUUUUAUCCGGCGAGUUCGUGAAUUUCGUGCGUUUCGCGGCAAUUUUGGGCGAAAUUAGGGUUUUCGCGGCGCAAUGACGGUGAGGUUGAGAUCUUCGGAGGCGCAAAUGGAGCGGGGUAGGAGAAAUGGGGUGAGCUCGUACCUCGUUUCCAAUGGUUCGAUCGACGGGUUCGUCGCACAUCGUGCGAAAAAGGAGAUCGAUGGGGUCGCGACGAUCCCCGUGUCGUCGUCUCCGCCGUGGCCCCAAUCCCCUUCAUCAUCAUCAUCAUCAUCAUCAUCAUCUUCGUCGUCGCCGUUGUCGCCGUUCGGUGUUGGUUACAUAGAGCAUAGAGUGUCGAGGAUGGAUACACUCGCGGGGGUCGCCAUAAAGUAUGGUGUGGAGGUAGCCGAUAUCAAAAGGAUGAAUGGGUUGGUAACAGAUAUUCAGAUGUUCGCUCGCAAAUCGUUGCAAAUUCCUCUACCUGGGAGGCAUCCUCCGUCGCCGAACAUCUCAAAUGGCGCAGCUAAUGACAGAGAUCAAACUCCUCCACGCCGAGCUCGAAGUGAUAUUCUCGAUACUGUUCAAACACUCAAACUAAAACCUCCGUCGUGCAAAGUAUCGCCCGCCAUGAGUAGUUUACAAGGAUUCUACAGCCUCGCGCCGCCGCAUAAACUUGGCCCGCUACUCGAAGGCACAGAAAUGGCGGUCUACAAGAUCAACUCUUCUCUCUGCGCUAAUGGGAUCACGGAGGAUAGAUCAACUGCCGAAACCGCAGAGACCAAUGAUAUCGAGAAAUCUAUUCGGAGGCGUCAAUCGGUUGAAAAAUUGGCGUAUAAGGGAAAAGGUCUCCCGCUGAGACCAAAAUCAGGGGGUCGGGCAGACACGAUGAAUAGGAGUUGCCAGAAUUUUAUUAACAACAGCAAUCCUUCGAUGGAUGAUGCGCUGCUCGCUGUUAGGAAGUCGUCGAGCACCUCGAACUUGACGGAUUCGGAGAGUUGCUCCUCCUCCAUAUGGCCAACAAGCAUGUGGGGUUUGCGAGCUGAUGUCCUUGCUAGGCCUCUUCUAGAUGGUCUGCAGAUGCCGAUAGCUGCGAGAAGAAACAAAGCUGCUUUGGAUUAGACAUACUACGUAAAAGCCAUUAAUAUAAACGAAACUUAUAUACAAUGUAUCGUUUAUCUCUACAGUAGAGAGAGUUUAUACAAGAAAGAGUUACUUCGAUAGAGCGGUCGCAAGUCGCAACUCAUUCUCAUGUCACAGAGCAAGUGCACAGUCGGAAAGCAACUCAAAUUCUUUUUGUCAUGCAUGAAACAUGUGUCUAAUGUGAGUAUUGGUGUAGUGAUUCUUUUGUAUCAAUAUAUACAGAUGAUGUAUUCUGAGAUUAUAAUGGAAAAGGUGUGAGACCCUUUUCUUUGUGACAAAUGAUAUUUUGAACUGGUCUCAUUGUCAA